Molecule: messenger RNA, 378 nt
Organism: Racocetra fulgida
Lineage: Eukaryota; Fungi; Glomeromycota; Glomeromycetes; Diversisporales; Gigasporaceae
Source: the annotation of a GenBank genome assembly
AUGGAAAUGGAUGAUUUUGAAAAAUUGGAAAAAGUUGGAGAAGGUAUUAUAAUGUUACAAAAUAAUGAUUACAACCAUUCAGCGGCUAAGGACAAAAAAACCGGAAGAAUUGUGGCUCUUAAGCAGGUGCGCCUAGAUUUACCCGUUGGAGAACAAGAAGGAAUUCCACCUACUUCACUUCGAGAAAUUUCAUUGCUUAAAGAAUGUUCAAAAAAUGAAAAUAUUGUAAAGGUUCUCGGAACUCCGGAUGAGAAUGUUUGGCCUGGUAUAUCACAAUUUAGAGAUUUCACACCUGUAUUUCCAAAAUGGAAACCACAGCCUCUUAAUCAAUACGUUCCUACAUUGAAUUCUCUUGGCGUCGAUCUGCUUAGUUCAUAG